AUGCGGGUUUUGAGGACAAUAUUCAUUUUGAACAAAAUGCGACUUAGAGACGAGAUUUCAAGAGUCAUAUCAGUUGUAAAUGAUUUAUCUACAUCUAAUGAACGAGCCACUUUCUAUUCAAUCAGUGAACAUCUUCCCACCGACCUUCCUUCAGACCAUCUUCAGGAAAUUUUAGACGAAGCUGUCUCUCGAGGUUCAAUCUUGAAGAAUAACGAAGAUGGCUCUUAUCAACCGACACGUGCACUCAGACCUCACAGACAAUCUUUUCCAGCAUUAACACCUCGCUUAACUUUUCCAUCGGAGACUCAUGCUGUCAAGCGGCAUAAUUCAAAGAGGUUGACGAUGAUUUCCCUUAAUACCAAUUUUGGUCCGAUGAGCACUCAUUGCAGUUACUGUCUUGGGGAUAUUAACAAUAAUGUGAAGCAUGGAGGCACUCCUGAGGACAUGGUCAUUUGUUGGAAAUGUGGAUUGUCCGCUCACAUAUCUUGUCAGGCUCUUACUGCUGAAAUUGGUGAGCGUCUGAAGCGAAUUCGUUGGAACUGUAUGAGUUGCAAACGCUGUGCUAUUUGUUCUCAAAAUCCCUCCGGUGGUCAAAAACCAGUAUCCGCUGAUGACCAGAACUCAGAUUUACUUCUCUGCGACAACUGCGAUCGAGGCUACCACCUCGAAUGUGUUGAACCGGGACUGUCUCAACCGCCCGAGGGUGAAUGGAUCUGUCCGAUCUGCAGGGUACAUCCGGAUGGAUUUCCCCAGUCAGAUAUUGAUCCCUCACUCGAUUCUCGACUCCAGACAGCCGCUACAGUGGAUAAACUAACUCCGGAGGAAAUAUCUUUUAUUGAUAAUACUCUUAAAGGUCGAUUUCUUCCCAAGAGACCUGUUGGCAAACAUGCAUCUAAUUCUUCCAAAAACCUCAAAUCUGCACAUAAAUCAACCAUCUCUGAAGAAUUUGUUAACGCUGAAGCUCCGGCUACAAUAAAAGAUCCGCCUUCUCCAGUUGGAGUACUCAGUGAUGAGGAUCGGGUGGACUCAAUGAGGGAUAAACGUAUUACACGGCACAGUUCUCGAGUGUCGGAGCAUGCCAGAGCAACUCGGUUGUCUGUGUCACGUCGGCGCUCGACUGGUAACAGCCCAUCUCCCGAUGCCUCUCUUCUCUUAUCUCCGACUCAUAAGCGUAGUCGAUUUGGGGGUUUAGAAACCUCCCUUUCUGAAAGUGACCUUACGGAGUCCUUUGAAACAGCUGAAAACAAAGACAUAUCGAAAGGUAAUUCUAAUCACAAGUUGUUUACGCAGUAUUGGCCAAUAUUCAUAGCCUUUUCCUCCUAUUGUCUGCGUUUACAAUCGAUUAAUGCUGGAUAUAGUCCAUUUCCGGUUGAUCUGAAUUAUCCCAUCUUAGUUGUUUUGAUCCUUAUUAUACUCGUUUUCAUGGGUGGUUAUAUCUUCAGUCUUGGAAUCUAUAGUCUAAAAUAA
Molecule: messenger RNA, 1467 nt
Organism: Rodentolepis nana
Lineage: Eukaryota; Metazoa; Platyhelminthes; Cestoda; Cyclophyllidea; Hymenolepididae
Source: the annotation of a GenBank genome assembly